UGGUGAGCUUUAGGUCCAAAGUUCAAGUCAGAACUUGAGAAAAGGUACUUUUGCUUGAUAAUAUUCUCAUAAAACUUAAAAUGCAGUAUUUCCCUCAUGACUACCAUCCCUUCCUUCCUUCCUUUGCUUUCAGCUAUGUAUAUUGAAAGUGGUCAAACCAACAUGACAAGAACUUGGCAAAAUGUCAAAAGCAAUGAGCAAAAGUCCAGUGGUCAGUGGCAAGAAUCAACAGAAGCUGUUGAGCUUGAAAAACUGAGUAUGACCUACAAGAAUGAGAGAAAUUUUAGCAAACAUCCCAAGCAUCAGCUGUUUCAAGAUAUCUUUACAAUUUUAGUUAAGGACAGACUUACCUGCAGGUCAACAGUGGUUAUUCUAGCUCUGUCCAUCCAUUUUCUUGGAGUAUUAAUCUGCCAAUUAUUGAUGAGGGAUCCAUGCUACCAGGAAAUGCUCCACAGCCUGGAUGGAAUUGAAAAUCUAGCCCGGUACAUGGAAACUGUAGCAAAUAGUUAUUUUAAUUAUAGAAGAGGAGAAGAGCAGCCUAAUGUAGCCAAGCUGGUCAACAUGAUAUAUGUUUUCCAAAAACUUGCUGCUGUCAAAAAUCAAAGAGAAUGGUUUAUAGAAAGUGGAGCACAUAAAACCUUAGUAAAUUUGUUAUCUGCCAGAGACAGCCAUGUGUUUUUUGGUGCCCUCCUUGCUCUGCUUACCAGAAAGGGAUGCAGGGAAAGACGUCUUGUAUCUGACUGCUCUUCAGUUGAGUUAUCUAGUGCAAAUGCAGCAGAGAGAAUCCAGUACCUUCAUUUGUCAGAUGCUGAGCUGAGUCCUGAUGUGAUACAAGAAAAUGCUUUCUCACAUCAAACAGCUUGUUGUGCUGCAAUUACUGAACUGGUGCUCAAUGAGACUAGUGCUUAGCAGGUGAUACAGGCAAAUGGAAUAUAUACAAUAGCAAAGCUGAUUUUACCAGUGAGGAAUGCUGAAAAAGCCAGUUUAUUACCAUGUUAUGCUUUCAGAGCACUGAGGUUUCUCUUCAGUAUGAAAAGAAAUCAACAUAUUUUUAAAAGGUAUGAGUAUGUAUUGAAGCAAAUUGCCAAAAGUAUUGAGAACAUGAAUCAAAACAAGGCACCCACAGAACAUGUAGGAAAUUAUGCAAUUUUAGAGCACCUUGGCAGUGGAGCUUUUGGAAGUGUAUUUGAGGUUAGAAAAUGUAAUGGGCAACAUCUCCUGGCAAUGAAAGAAGUCAAUUUACACAAUCCAGGAUUUGGAAAUGGCAAAAAUAGAGACACCAGUGUAAAGAAUAUUGUCUCUGAAUUAACCAUCAUCAAAGAGCAGCUUUAUCAUCCAAAUGUUGUAUGGUAUUACAGAGCCUUCUUGGAAAAUGACAGAUUGUACAUAGUCAUGAAGCUCACAGAGGGAUUGCCAUUGGGACAACACAUUCACUCUUUGAAGGAAAAGCAACAACAGUUUACAGAAGACAGACUAUGGCCUAUAUUUAUCCAACUUUUUCUAGCUCUUAAUUAUUUGCAUAAAGAGAACAGGAUUUGAGAUCUCACUCCAAACGAUGUCAUGUUGGGAGAUAAAGACAAAGUUACAAUUACUGCCUUGGGGCUUGCAAAGCAAAAGCAAGAAAACUGCAAACUUGCAUCAGUAGUGGGAACCAUCCUAUACUCAGGUGCUGAAGUUGUCAAGGGUGAGCGAUAUGCAGAGAAGGCUGAUGUCUGGGCUGCAGGAUGCAUCCUUUGUCAGAUGGCCACUCUGAACAGCACCAGUGUGCUCUCCUUGGCAACUAAGACAGUAGGGGCUGUGUAUGAAUGUGUGCCAGACAAACUGUACUCUGAAAAAGUGUCAUUUACCAUUAAGAGAUGCUUGACUCCUGAUGCAGGGGCACGUCCAGACUUAGUGGAGGUCAGCUCACUGCUGGCUGCUGUGAUGAUGAAAUGCCUGCAUGUUUCAGACACCUCUCAUCUCAUGUUGGAGAAGAAACUGGAUCAGGAGAGGAGACGAACUCAGCAGUAUUUCAUGGCUAAUUGAAAUGCAGUAACCUAUCACAAUCAGCUUUCCAUUUUAUCCAAGUAAGUACAUAAAAAUGAUGAGAAGUUGAGUCUGCAUAGUAGCAGCAGUGGAGCAGCCAGUUGCAAAAGUGAGUUUUCAGAAAAUACUGACCUUCCAGUUGAGAGUUGUCAGUCUGCACAUGGAAAAGAUGAGGAAAGAACAUAUAAAGCAAUCCUGCUAGCUAGGACUAUGGAGAAAGUUAUUUUCUCUGAAUUAGCCAAUGGCACAGACAUAGUGGACAAUUCAAGCGGCUCCAGUUUAAGUAAUUUGACACAGUCUGCAAUGGUAAUUAUAGAGAUUAUGUUAGUUCUGGAUCAAGACUGCGAUCAGAGUGCUUCCUCUUUUAUUUCUUCCUCUUUAAUGCCUAUUGAUCUGCUUUUGAGAGUACCUUCACUCACCCAGAGGUUCCACACUAAGAAAAUUGAGUGUUUGUUCAUGAUGAGAUGGCAGUUCCAUAGUCUACCAGCUGUAGCUCUUUGCAAUACAAAAUAGCAUGCUUCGGCAGGAAUUGCUGAAUCACAAAGGAAGGUGUGUCAGAUCAGUGACCCUGUUCAGAUUCUUAUUCAGCUGCACAAAAUUAUCUUCAUCACCCAACUUCCUCCAGCUUUGCAAUGCUUUCCUUUAAAAAGGAGAAACAUCAAGAGAUUCAAAAAGUCCGUCUUCAGUCAGCAGGGCAACCCUUGUAACCUGAAAUCAGAAAUAAAAAAUCUGCUGCAAGGUUCUCAUGAAUUGAUUGAACCCAAUAUCUUCACAGCAGAUUGCCAUGGGGUGCAUCUUUCUUCAGGUGGAAAUAUGUUGCUUCCAGUUGAUAGAAAAGGCAUUCUUGGCACUUCUGGCACGGCAGAAGGGACGACAUAUGAGCAGUUGCAGGCUCUAAUUGAAGAGGUUCUAGAGGAAAGUGGUUAUUACAGUUUCUCUUCUAACAGGAUCUCAUCAAUGAUGAUGGCUAGAGGAGGAAAUGCACAGAGUUACAUAGGUAGGUGUUUUGAUGUAGGGGUACAAGACAGAACAAAAGCUGUCCCAGGAUGUCAGUAUAGUACUAACAGGCACAACGUUCCUCUAAAUACUAUUGUUGUGUCCUUUGUUUAUGAAUACUCCCUUUUCACUAGCAGAACAUCAAUUUACUGAUAAGGGAAAGUCAAAUCUUCAUGUUCCUGACAUGGUACUUCAUAAAGAUAAUUUUUAGGUCUCAUCAUAGUAUCAACUCCAGUUUUGACAGCUAAUUUGAAAGAUUUUCCUUAGACAAAUCAUGGGAAAAUUAUGUAAAAAUAAGGAAUAACUGGUUUUCUUACUCUGACAUUGUAUCUGUAAACCCUCUCAAUCUUCUGAGUUUUCCAUGUUUUUGUGGAGUUCUACAGUUCUAGAAAUCUGCGCCAUGGAAGGAUCUGAAAGAUUUUUGUCUCUACAGCACUAAAUGAAGGCAUUGAAGAUAAGAAACUUUGGCUUACCCUGCUUACCCAUGUUAAAAACAUUCUAGUGUUGUUUUCUUUAUUACCUUGUGUGUUAUAGCAAGGAUUAGCCAGAAAAGUACUUUUUUUUUUUUUUUUUUUUUUUUUUUUUUUUUUUUUUUUCUCACAGGUAUGAAUUUCAUCCUUCACUUAACAAAUCUGUGCCGGUGUCAUAAUUUCCAAAAAAAACCCAGAGUAGUAGGUGUAUGCUUAACAGUAGCCUUAAUAGAGUACUGAACUAUCUGAAAUAUUGUCAGGUCAAGUCUAGACAUCAGAACAGAAAGUGAGUUUGUCUCAUCAUCUUGAAGUACUGCCUGGGCGAAGAACUGAUAAAUAAAAGCUGAUGAGAUAGAAGCUAGGAAAUAUGCACACAUAUAAUGCAAAGCCAAGAACAACAGGAGACAGAAUGCAGGAAUUCUAAGAAGGAGAUUAGUAUGUGCAGGAGGAGGAACCAUCUGUAGCUGGGACUGACCAAGAGAAGAGAGAAUGGUUGGCAGGUGGUAGGUGCAGGGGCAGGUGGCAGACACACAGAACAGGAGCCAGGCUCAAAAGCUCAGAACAAAGAGGAUACAGGGGGAAAUUAUUACAACCUUUUAAUACUUAAAAGGGGCUUAGAAGAGAGGGUUUUUUACCAGGGCCUGUAGCAAUCACAUAAGGGGCAACAGUUUUAAACUUAAAGCAGUAGAUUUAGAUUGGACAUAGGGAAGGCAUUUUCUAUGGUGACAAUAGUGAGACACUGGAACAGGUUGCCCAGAGAAGUUGCUCAGGGAUGCCCUAUACCUGGAAGUGUUUGAGGUCAGGUUGGAUGGGGUUUUGAUCAUCUUCCCUGCCCAUGGCAGGAGCAUUGUCCAACAUGAUCUGUAAAGGCCUUUUCCAGUCACAACCAUUCUGUGAUUCUAAUUUUUGUGCAGAUAUGGUGCCUCAUCAAGGGUUAUGUUAUCCACACAGCAGGCAAAGUGGAAGUUUGCUGUCAGCCUGUACUCCAUAUGUUUUGUUUUUCCUUAAGUGCAUUUGACCUUACAAUUUUAAUAGCAAUCUUUCUUUAAUAACAAUAACAAGCUUAGGGAUUUCCAUCUACCUUUGUUAUAGUGUGCAUGCAAAGCUAUAAACAAUUUUUUAUAUUUUUCAUUUCCUUAUUCCUGGAAUACUUUGAUAUCCUUGAGUACUCCAGUAAUCAAAAUAACGCUGC
Molecule: messenger RNA, 4683 nt
Organism: Prinia subflava (tawny-flanked prinia)
Lineage: Eukaryota; Metazoa; Chordata; Aves; Passeriformes; Cisticolidae
Gene: NEK10
Product: NIMA related kinase 10
Biological process (GO): protein phosphorylation; positive regulation of MAP kinase activity; regulation of cell cycle G2/M phase transition
Molecular function (GO): ATP binding; protein serine/threonine kinase activity
Source: RefSeq, a predicted model, not a curated record